Drosophila rhopaloa is the source of this 1549-nucleotide messenger RNA. RefSeq names its product la protein homolog (gene La). The transcript has 2 exons. Gene Ontology annotation, cellular component: cytosol; nucleus; cytoplasmic stress granule. Bases 98 to 1270 code for a protein of 390 amino acids. Gene Ontology annotation, molecular function: RNA binding. Gene Ontology annotation, biological process: RNA processing; positive regulation of translation. The record is from RefSeq and is a predicted model, not a curated record. NCBI's taxonomy places the organism in Eukaryota, Metazoa, Arthropoda, Insecta, Diptera, Drosophilidae.
UUGUCAAACGCCGUAAUUUCAUUCCUGCCACCGCACACGUGUUUUAAUAUCAUCGCACGUUUAAUUUUCAUUUCUGCGCGAAAUACUCACAGCUAAAAUGGCCGAAGUAGCUAAAACCCCGAGCGUGGAUGUCCAGGAAGAGGAGGCGCAGGCCGCCGAGGUUGCGGACGCCAAGAAUGGCGACGCCAAGGAGGAACAACCGGCUCCGGCGGCUGAGGAAUCGGAAUCCGGCGGCGACUUCUCCAAACAAGAGCGCGCCAUAAUCCGGCAAGUGGAGUAUUAUUUUGGCGAUGCCAAUCUCAAUCGGGAUAAAUUCCUGCGCGAGCAGAUCGGCAAGAACGAGGACGGCUGGGUUCCACUAUCCGUGCUGAUUACCUUCAAGCGUUUGGCUGCCUUGUCCACGGAUCUUGCAGAAAUUGUGGCCGCCCUCAACAAAUCCGAAGAGGGCCUCGUGGAGAUCAGCGAGGACAAACUCAGCCUGCGUCGCCACCCGGAGCGUCCCAUCCCAGAGCACAAUGAGGAGCGGCGCAAGGAGAUCCAGGAACGCACCGCCUACGCCAAGGGCUUCCCCCUCGAUUCCCAGAUGAGCGAGCUCCUCGAUUUUGCCGCCAGCCAUGACAAAGUGGUCAACCUGACCAUGCGCAAACAUUACGACAAGCCUACCAAGUCGUACAAGUUCAAGGGCAGCAUCUUCCUCACCUUCGAGACCAAGGAGCAGGCCAAGACCUUCCUCGAGCUGGAGAAGAUCGCCUACAAGGAGCGCGAGCUCCUGCGCAAGUGGCAGGUGGAUUAUCUCAAGGAGAAGCAGGAGGAAUACGCCCAGAAGAAUGAGAAGCGGAAGAACAAGAAAGAGGCUAAACCGGAGCCGGCCUUCGAGCUGCCCAAGAACGCCAUUGUGGUCUUUGAGGGUGCCCCCGAGACUUCAAGCCGCGAGGAGAUCCGCGAGGCCUUCGAGAAAAUCAAGGACUUCGAGGUGGCCUACAUCGAGUUCGCCAAGGGCGAAACUAAAGGCUCCGUGCGUCUGACCCAGGCGGAUGCGGCCGAGAAGUACAUCGCCAAAGUGGAGGAGGGCAAGCUCAAGUUCAACGAUGAGGUCUCUCUGACGCUGCGGAAGGCCACAGAGGAGGAGGAGAAGGAGUUUAUCGACAAGGCCAUCGAAUUCAUGAAGAAGCGUCGCGAUUUCACCCGCAACAAGGGAAAGCGUUUCAACCGCAAACGCCACGGCGGAAACGACCACAAACACGGGCAUAAGAAGUCGCGUGGAGAUUAACUCUUCCGCCACCCGAGUCCCUUCAUGGCAGUAGACCAAGCUUAACUGUUACUCGGUAGAUCUAGUUGACCUAGCUUUAAGCUCUUACUUAUAUAACAUAUGCUUUCUUGUAGUUUGCGAAAAUAAUCGUAAGAGAUACAGAAUAUUCUCCAAAAAAUAUGUAUAGUCUGUUACAUAGAUAACGAGAUGAACUCUAAUUUAUUUUACAUAGAAGACUACGAAUCCAUUUGUUUCUUUAAACAGAAAGCUAAAAAUAAAGAUCAGUUUGUAAAACCCGAA